AUGCAUGUCUUCGCCAUUACGAAUCACCUUGUGGAAGUCUGGUCGCAGGAGGUCCUCAAGCUGUUCAAGAACGACCUCGAUGAUGACGGAGCCGAAUUGUUGGCGCGAUUUCUGGAGCACUGCCCAAACCUGGAAGAGCUCCAUUUGUCUCACAACAGGAUCUCGAGCACCGGGGCGCUGAGCCUCAUCUCUGCCGGCAGUUCCUGCCGACGAGAGGGGGAUACCCCACUGUGGCUGCGUCUCGAGCACAAUUGCCUCGAAAGUGUGGAAGAGGCCGAGUCGUGGUUGUACCGACAGUACAGCGUUUGCUACAAGCAGAAUGCGGAGUGCACGGCGAGGCACUGCAAGUACCGUUGCAAGAUUCAUGCGCCCUACAUGGCGAAGCAGUCUCCUCGAGGACAUUCACACCAGUCACCCCGGCCGACAUCGGAACCAGGGCGCCAUCGCACCUGGUCCCAUGCAUACUUGCAGGACCGGGCAGCUGAGGAGGCGAGUUGCAAGCGCCAACGCUCCUGGCAAAGGCAUGAUGACGGUCGAGGCAGCGGUCACGAAGACCGAGAUCGCUGGGACCGAGGUGAACACCGGACUGAGGAGCUGGAUUUGAAGAAGGAGGGGCUUGCGGCGCAGUGCGCUGAUGGCAGCCGUUUGCAACACGGUCCCUCAUUUGGCGGCGAUUCUCGCAGACCGGAGGAAGCCGCAGCCGAACAGCCCGGUGGAUCUCGAGGAGAGGUCGUAAAGGGCGAGGUCAAGGAAGAGGAGUCGGAGGAUGAUGUAGAGAUUGUGGAGCCCGGCAAAGGCUCGGAUUCCCCGUCCGAGCUCCAAGGCUCGGAGCUCCAGGCAUGGGAAGCUGCCCUCCGACGAUGGGAGGCCCGUCUCGACACGCGGGAGAAGAAGAUCCGGGCCUUGCAGUCCUUACUACCUCGCGCGGCCCGCGAAAAGCUCGCACAGCUCGUACCGCCCCAGGCCCAAAGUCCGGAGUAG
Molecule: messenger RNA, 981 nt
Organism: Symbiodinium necroappetens
Lineage: Eukaryota; Dinophyceae; Suessiales; Symbiodiniaceae
Source: the annotation of a GenBank genome assembly